AUGGGAGAGGAGAGCCUGGGCAGGGGAGGUGACAGUGAUCGAUGGAUCGAUGCCCACCCAAAGGAGGAGGUUAUCGAUUGGAUCAGGACACCCCGGAGAGCGUUUUGCUUCAACAAGUCCAAAGUACACUUCUCCUCCAAGUCUGAGAGGAACCGGAAAAGGAAGAAGGGCCAGGAGAAUAAGCCUACUCACCACGUGCGGCUGGUGGCACGACUUGACACAGCAGUGCUUGGCCCUGCGCUCGUGGGCUGGCAGACAGUGCCUGGGAUGAGUCCACUGCAGGUCCGGUCAGCACUGGUCACUGGCCCUCUGUCUUCCCCUUUUCCAGACAUCUUCGUGCUGAUUGCCUCUGUGCCCGUGGUCGCCGUGGGCAACCAGGGCAAUGUCCUGGCCACCUCCCUGCGGAGCCUGCGCUUCCUGCAGAUUCUGCGCAUGCUCCGGAUGGACCGCAGGGGCGGUACCUGGAAGCUCUUGGGCUCCGCCAUCUGCGCCCACAGCAAAGAGCUCAUCACCGCCUGGUACAUUGGGUUCCUGACUCUCAUCCUUUCUUCGUUUCUUGUCUACCUGGUUGAGAAAGACGUGCCGGAGGUAGACGCCCAAGGAGAAGAGAUCAAAGAGGAGUUUGAGACCUAUGCAGAUGCCCUCUGGUGGGGCCUGAUCACACUGGCCACCAUUGGCUACGGAGACAAGACUCCCAAAACAUGGGAAGGCCGUCUCAUCGCAGCCACCUUUUCCUUAAUCGGCGUCUCCUUUUUUGCCCUUCCAGCGGGCAUCCUGGGGUCCGGGCUGGCACUCAAGGUGCAAGAGCAACAUCGUCAGAAGCACUUUGAGAAAAGGAGGAAGCCGGCUGCUGAGCUCAUUCAGGCUGCCUGGAGGUAUUAUGCUACCAACCCCAGCAGGAUUGACCUUGUGGCAACUUGGAGGUUCUAUGAAUCAGUUGUCUCUUUUCCAUUCUUCAGGAAAGAACAGCUGGAGGCAGCAUCCAGCCAAAAGCUGGGUCUCUUGGAUCGGGUUCGCCUUUCUAAUCCUCGCGGUAGCAAUACUAAAGGAAAGCUAUUUACCCCUCUGAAUGUAGAUGCCAUAGAAGAAAGUCCUUCUAAAGAACCAAAGCCUGUUGUCUUAAACAAUAAAGAGCGCUUUCGCACCGCCUUCCGCAUGAAAGCCUACGCUUUCUGGCAGAGUUCUGAAGAUGCCGGGACAGGCGACCCCAUGGCGGAAGACAGGGGCUAUGGGAAUGACUUCCUCAUUGAAGACAUGAUCCCCACCCUGAAGGCCGCCAUCCGAGCCGUCAGAAUUCUGCAAUUCCGUCUCUAUAAAAAAAAAUUCAAGGAGACUUUGAGGCCUUAUGACGUGAAGGAUGUGAUUGAGCAGUAUUCCGCAGGACAUCUCGACAUGCUUUCCAGGAUAAAGUACCUUCAGACGAGAAUAGAUAUGAUUUUCACCCCUGGACCACCGUCUACUCCAAAACAUAAGAAGUCUCAGAAAGGGGCAGCGUUCACCUACCCGUCCCAGCAAUCUCCCAGGAAUGAACCGUAUGUCGCCAGAGCAUCCACAUCAGAAACUGAAGACCAAAGCAUGAUGGGGAAGUUUGUGAAAGUCGAAAGACAGGUCCAUGACAUGGGGAAGAAACUGGAUUUCCUCGUGGACAUGCACACACAGCACAUGGAGCGGAUGCGGGUGCACGUCACGGACUACUUCCCAGCCAAGGGGACCCCCUCCCCGGCCGAGGUGGAUGAGAAAGAGAACCUGCAAACCCUUGUUUGCAACUACUCUGAGACAGGCGGCCCUGAGCCCCCCUACAGCUUCCACCAGGUGCCCAUUGACAAAGUCGGCCCCUAUGGGUUCUUUGCCCACGACCCAGCGAACCCGCCCCGAGGGGGACCCAGUUCCGGAAAGGUUCAAGUGACCCUUUCGUCCUCGACAGCACCGUAUAUGGAAAGGCCCACCAUCCUGCCUAUCUUGACUCUUCUCGACUCCCGAGUGAGCUACCAGUCCCAGGUGGAACUGCACGGGCCCUGCUCGGACUGGGCCUCCCCUCGGCAGAGACCAAGCGUCACGAGGGACAGCGACACACCGCUGUCCCUGAUGUCCGUUAACCACGAGGAGCUGGAACGGUCUCCGAGCGGCUUCAGCAUCUCCCAAGACCGGGACGAUGUGUUUGGCCCAAAUGGGGGCUCGAGCUGGAUGAGGGAGAAACGGUACCUCGCUGAGGGUGAGACAGACACGGACACAGACCCCUUCACCCCCAGUGGCUCCAUGCCUCUGUCCUCCACAGGGGACGGGAUUUCUGAUUCGAUAUGGACCCCUUCCAACAAGCCCAUUUAAAAGGGGUCAUGGGCUGACCCUCCUUGUAAUGUAGACAGACUUUGUAUAGCUCACUUGCCCUCACGCCCGACACUUAACCAGUGAGAUCACCAAUGGCUGCAUUGAACGCAUGCAUGUGCGUGGUGGCCCCACACCCAGGCAGGGGCUUGUCAUGGCCUUUUCCUCCCCAUGUCACCACAACGAAGCCGCUUCCUUUUCAGCAUGGUUUGCAUGACUUUCCACUAUAUAAAUGGUACUGCUAAUCUUCUCUAGGGUACGCAUUUACCUGCUGUUCUUACUUUUAAUCAUGAUUGGACCAGUACAGGGAGAAAUUAUCGAUGAAUUGUGCUCUUUGUCUGUUCAGUCGGUCGGUUUGGGUUUUGGUUUGGUUAAGCAGGGAAAGUAAUUUAUUUCUCAGAUCACCGCCCCUUUGUGUAAAACCACUCCACUGAUUGAUUAACUAUUUUCUAAGGCAAGUGAAUAAUUUUCUCUCCAAAAAUGCAUUGUGUAACUGUGAGGUGGCCGUCUGAGCUAAAAUGUCAGGAAAGGAGUGAGAGCGUCAUCACAUCUCCAAAACCAAAAAUUUUAAAAAUUACUAAUUAGAAAAAACUGGCAAAACCUUCUAAAAGCUCUUAAAGAGACCCCCCCCCUGCCCCCUUAGUCUGCCAUUGUCUGGUAUCAUGCCUUGGUUUCCUUAUCUGUAAAAAAUGGUUGUAGUCCCAAGUGUAGCAUUUCAGAUGAGUUAUGAAUUGGCUGGAAGAAAACACACACACACACUCUCUCACUCACACAUAAGUUAAAGUAGUUCCCAAUUUAUGUAGCCAAAGAUGGUGACAUUGACCAGAAGUAGGGUGCCCCUCUGGGCAGCAGCUAAGUUCAGUGCCUUCAAAAUAAGGUUCCAACUCAUAGUCCUCCCCAUGGUACUUGUACACAAUAUCCGUCUCACAUAGAAGUUAGAGUCAGGAGGCACAGAAACUACCUGGUCUACAGCCUUCUUUGUAAAACGGGGACACCUUUGGCUCAAGUAAAGAGCUGUGUCCAGCUGGGGUCAUUCCAUUGACCCCUGGCAAGCUGAGACUCAAAGCCCAGUCAGCUGACUCCCUUCAUUCCCCGGGCCCCUCUGACCACACCACUCUGCCCUUUGCACAAUGGGACCCAGAGAGCGCCAAGAUACCAGUACUCUGUGUCGUGUGGACAGUACUUAGCACCCAGUUUAUCCAGCAGGAGGGGGAUGUCUGCUUUCAUUGCAAUACAAGCUUACUGAUGCAUUUAGGACCCAGAAAAAAAAAAUAACACAAGUAAGCGACAACAUUUAUUCAUAGGCAAAUGGGCAAAAUUUCCAGAACCAUCCAUUUUUACUCCUCUAGAUUUUUUAAACCACAUGUCACCAAUAAGGCUAGAUGAAGUGUAAGCAUGCAGUCUGGAGAACGCUGCCCAACUGUAUAAGUAUUACUAUGAAGCCCAAGUUUAAUAAGCUGUGGCCUCUGAGGAGAUGCCGCUACUCUCUGAAACAUGUUGAUAUUAAAAGGUUCUGUUAGAUUUGAGCUGAAUUAGCUAAAUGACUAUGCCACAGUAUUAUUGUCUCACCCUUUUUACACAUCUGUUAGGCGCUGGUUGUGCAUAGUCGCCAUGGUGACCAUCAAGCUGAUCGAAAUGACCUAAAUGAAUAUCUACUUGCAAGUGUCACAUGCGUUCUCCCUCACAGUCUUGUCAAGAGCCGUCAUACCUGUGGCAGACAUCUGGUUAAUGGUUUCAUCAUUACCUAAUGCAGUGGUCUUGCACUAACUAUAUUGGAGAGAGGAACUGCUUCCUCAAAGUUUGGGUCCUUUCAACCUGUGUGUCAAGAGGUACCGUGCAAAAGGCUUAGAGUACAGUAAUAAUGAGGAGUUGGUACCUGACUUUAGGAAUUUACAACCAAAGUCUGGAGUCCCUGGCCAAGGGCAGGCACUGUGAGAGGCAGAAAGGAAGUUUUAGAUGGAGAGUGCCACGUAGGGAUGAGUGUUGACCUUGAAGUCUGAGGAGGGAAGUACACAAGAAUGAUCACACACAUCAGACAUAAAAGCCCCUCCCCUAUGGUUUGCCUCUUGAACCUUCCAGCAAUGAAGGGCAAAGGGCAUGGCUCAUUUGUCCUCCCCUCAACUCCAGAAAGUGCCAAUGGAGUUGGUGACCUAAGAACCUCUGUGCCCCUUCGUUAGGGCUUGGUUCUUAAUUCUGACCUUCCUGGAAUCUUUCACCAGAAAUGAUUAAGCCACCCACCAUCUAACAUCUUACUAUGUUAUAGUAUAUCUAUAUGGGUUAUUUGAAACAAAACCAAAAAAAGGAAAAUGAAUCAAACUCUCCACAUAUGCAUCAAUUAUUUAACUUGUUAAAAUUCUUGCAGAACCUACUGGCCUCCGUGUCUUCAUAGAGGCAUUUGCCUGGAACUCAGUGGAGUUCUCAGCUGGAACAGUGAGACUUUCUCAUCCUCAGGUUAAAAUUAGUCACCAUGGAUCCAAAGUUAGAGGGCUGACUGCAUUAGGUUCUUUUAAUAACCUACAAAGGAUGAGAGCUUGUGUUAUUUCCCAGAUCAUAGGAGGACAGGCUCACUUCCCUGCUGGAUCAUAAGGCCACGGUGGCCGGGACUGUGUUUGUAUUCCUUGCCAGCAUGUCUCCAACACGGAGCAAGUGGUCAUUAUCAGUGCCAAGACAAAAUACGUUUUUCAUGAAUGAAUCAAUGAUAAAACUUAAAAUCCAUUGUUUCCCAUCUAAGAGAAGAGAAAAAUGGUCUUCUGGAAUAUUUUGCUUUGCUAUCUCCCUUAAAAAAAAAAAACAUUCCCAAAAAGAAAAAAAUAAUGCAUUCCAGAAAAGGAAACCAAACCUGUUCAAGUUGUCUCAACAUCGUCAACAUGGCUGGCACUGAUGAGGCAGAAAUUCAAGGUCUAGGAUUAAAGAUAAGUUAUGGGGAGAAACAGUGUGUGCUUCCACAAAGAUCUUUUUGUCAGACAGAAGGACAGCAUGAUGGAAUAAUCCUACAGAGUUGGUUAAUAAUGUGGCCCAAGAUUAUACUAUUUCAGAGAUACCAGGAAGCUCACCCAGGAAAUUGCAGUUUUGACAGAAUCCUGUAAAAUCAAUUCCAUAAAAACUAGGCAUGCUUUUCCCAAGGGAAAUGAUGCUCCCAUUAUAUGUAUUCAGUAUCUGUGUAUCACAAUAUGAUAUAAGAAAAUUUUAAGAGGUCAUGUUUCAGCAGGAUCAAAAUGAAUGAGAUAAAUAUACUUUCCAAACGUUAGGAGGUAAAAGGUUAUCCUUACUUGGGCUGAGAAGAAAGUACCUGAGAUCAAGUGUGAGUCCUGACUAUCAAAUACCAGCACACAAGCAAACACAAAAAGUUUAAGAAAAAAAAAUGUAAGAGAAAAAGAAAAAAAAAACCCACAUCAAAUUGAGACAGUUCUAAUUCACUAACUGUACUUUUUCUGGGAACUGAGAGCUUAGAAUGAUUAGACAUGACAUUGAUGUUAUGAAGCUCUAGUUUUCAUAAAAACAUAUCUAGAAAACUUCAAGGUAUACAAUAGUUGAAAAUUAGCUAAUUAACCAACAAUUAUGCAUUAUGACUUGCCUGUUGUAUGUAAGACUCCUCCUGGACAAUGUAAGUUGAAGAAAUAAUUACUUGUAGAAAAUCCUAAUAGAACAGGAUCUACUCAUAAUUUGCCAAGACCAUUCUCACAAGUCAAUUCUACUCUAAUGACAGUGUAAUAAAAAAAUUUGUUUAUUCAUUUACUAGUUUAUUAAGCUGUCUGUUAGGUACUGUACCAUGCACUAAAAUUUCAGUUAAGAAAACCACAGCUCCUGCCAUCAAAAAUCUGGUGGCCUCAAAUAUCAGAGGUCCCUUCAAACUAUGUCUAUCAAGGAAUGGCAAGUGUCUGAUUUCACCUCUGAAGACAGCUAUACAGACAGCAAUGCUUCUUAGCUUGGCAUCAUUGAGAGACUGAACAUGCAGUAAAGGGAGAGUAAAAAAUUCUGCAUCAAAACUGAUAACCCCAUCAGCCCAGGGAAGACUGAGUGGGUUGAAUGGGGACUCUGAGUUUGGGUUCAAUGCUUUGGAUUUUAUAGCUCCAGAUAAGCUGUUCGAGAAGGAGGUCCUGGAGUUUCUGGGGAAGGCUCUUGGGGAAAAAAAAUAGAUUUCUCCUCUUCUCUAAACCCCUGCUAGGCUUGGGUUCAGGCAAGGAGCUGAGCUACUUCCCUUUCAUCACGUGACUAAGAGAGGCUUAUGGCACAGGCCAAGACAGCAUCUAUUUCAAGAGAAGGGUGUGACUCUGCCUGUGGGAUCUGCUGAUCGAAUUAUUCUGGGGCAAGAGAAGUCCAUCCAGGGCUCAAAGAAGGCGACUGGACAGAGCUGCAGCAUAGCUGGUCUUUGUUUUCCAUGCAUGUGCCUCCAAGGCACCUAGGACCACAAGGACUUCCCUUGCUUUCUGAACCCCAGGCACCUUAGGAGUUUACCCCAGGUCUUUACUUGUCCCUGAAGACAUGUUUAUUUCAGGAUGAACUUUUCAAACGACUGUAAGACCGUUUUGUUUUGUUUUGUUUUGUUUCCAAAUCAACCCAUAGCUCUUGUGUGAUUGGCAUUACACUAUUCAAAACCGAGUCAGGAGUACCCUAAACAAGGCAGCAGGUAUCGGCUCACUGAUGCUCAGGUUAGAACACGUGAGGAAGCAGGCUACCUGCAUAGCUUCAGUGGUUUUGGAAACCAGUGAUGAAAAUGUCAAAGAAUUAAGAAGGAUAUAAAGGUGACCUGGAUAAACUGGAGUUUCAGGACAUUCAAAAGUGCUUGAUUUUCUGGCCUGUUUUUAUUUUUAAAUGAGACAAUCAAUAUAUAUAUAUAUAUAUAAAGUUCCUAGUACAGUGAUGGCCAUAUACUGGGGACUGUUACACAUACUCCUUUUUUACAGUAUGUGUGGACUCCAUUGUCUCAAUCUUUGGUAUUACUUAUGAACUCUAAAUUUACACUAGAAAAAUCUUUUUGCAGAAAAAGAGUGGUGGAGACACAAUCCCAAUUAGUACAUAACAAAAUCGGGCACUUUUACAAUUGUUUUUGAAAUAAACACAUCUGUACAAAUUAAAAUGCUUACUUUUUUAUUGAAACGAGGAAAAGCAGGAAUGUUGGAGUGAAGAGAGCAAGACCGUUGGAUCCCAGGGGGCUGGGCUGUGACAGUUUCAUUGGACAUACAAUACCAGAUAUUGCACCAUUCUCUCAGAGGAUGCUUUGUAAAGCCAAGUAGCAGGAAUAAUUUGGUACAAAGGAGCUAGUGGUUUCAAGGAGGAAAAUCCACCAGGCCAUGCUGUCUGUCAGACAACAUCCUAACAACGAAUGGAGGACUUCCAGAAGAAAGGUUCAAGCCUGCUCCAGCCUUCCCUAGGGAAUUUAGUCCCAGCCUUUACAGCGUCAACUUCAGCAUCCAUGGAGACUUGCCUUUUGCUUUAUUAGUGUAGAUGCAGGGAGAUAUAAACUCACAGACUCUUAGAUGCUCAGAGCAAGAAGAGACCUAAUCAUCCAGAGCAAUCCCCUCUCUUUUUAGAUCAGGAAGCCGAGGCUCAAGAGAAGAGAAGCGUACUCAAUGAUUGAGAGGGUGAUUAGGUAGCAGAGUGAGUUGAGAACCCAAGUCUCCUAGCUCCUGGUCCAGGUGUUGGGGAUCAAAAACUAAAAGUAAAAUACCCAGUGAGAAUCAAGUAUUGUGAUUGAGCCCAGGAGAUGAAGGAGAACUUCCUGGCCACUCGAGAACUGUUGAACCGGACACAUUGGUUGGGACUUCUCUGGAAUGUGAGUGAUGACCCCGGGCUUGGAAAGAUAAUAACAUCCCUUCUUCCCCUCCCCCCUUCCCCUCCUCUGAUCUCCCCUACUUUGUCUCCUCUUUGUCCUGCCAAGCGUGGACUGGUUCAGCUCUUUAGCCCAUUUCUUGGACUCACUGAGGCCCAGAAUCAUGCUUUGCAUGUACCCUCAUCUAUAAGCCAAUUUAGCAGAACUUUUCUUUGAAAAAAGUUUAUGGGUUUGAUUUUAGGAAGUAGGAUGUGAUUUCUCUUGAGAUCUGUAUGACCCCAAGUUUCCAGUUCUACUAAAGGUGUCCCUUUGUGCUGUCAUCUCUGGGUCUCACCUGAGCACAGCCUGGUUCCUCCUGCUUUGUCCCAUUUUGGAGAAUGCCCAUUUUGGCCAGGUCACAACCAGGUCACUAGGUUCUUCACCAAAAGCUACGAAGAAGCAAACAGGAUUCAGCCUAAGACAUUUUACUUACAUUGCUCUUGGAGUAGGUUAGCCCGAACCUGGCAGGCUCCACAAUAGCCCUUGUUAAACCCAGUAGCAGAAAGUUCAGUUCUCCUGAAUCUGACUGAACCAGAAGUUCCUAAGACUUAAUAAAGGUGGUCAAGUUCUCGGAUGGCAAUAGUUGACCCACUGACUUUUAAAGACUGUCAUUCCACCUAAGUCUUCUUAGCCCCCACGUAGCACUGUUCUUAAAGUAACUUUCAGUGGGAAGUAAGUCAAAAUAGGCUCUAUAUAAGAAUAACCUGAAUGUCGGUCAAAAGCCUAGCCCAGUGCUUAAGAAUAUAUUUGUCAUUCCUCUUAGACUUGUCAAGUGAACUGCAAUUUGAUGCCUAAGAGUAAUGAAAACUGACAGAGUGUUUUCUUUCAAUGUUCCAUUCUCCUCCUCUGCCCACAAGAUGGAAGCCAGGAGGAGAAACUGACUCUGAGCUCUCUUUAUGAGUUGCAUGUGACAUGAUAGUUCUGUCUCUUGACUUGAUGCAGUCCUCGUCGCAACCGCACGAGGGAAGUGUAUUGUCUGCAUCUUAUAGAUGAGGAGGAACAAGCAGAGAGGGAAAAUGCCUUGCCAAAGGCCACUCAUUAUCAGAAGUAGAGCUGGGAUCAUAACCAAAGCACGUGUACCUCCAAGGUUCAUUCUGCCCCCACCCCCAAGUUCCCCGGGUCAAUGGAAAAUGCUCCCAAAUUGUGCCCUGUGGCCCUCCACCAUGCCUUGCCCACAUCUUCCCAGUCAGCUUUAUAGUAAAAUAACCACAGGCCCAUUGGUUCCCUGGAGAACGGAGCGAGUCUUGCACCAGCUGCGCCCAGUUAGCUAUUUGGUGAGUCCUGCCUGUUCCUUUGGGUGGUUUCACAAUCCAGCUGUCAGUGGCAGAAAAGAAUGCCACAUAAAUUAUUCAUCUGAUUCUUGCUGGGAUCCAUUAGCUUUGGAGUUUGGUGUAGCUGCAGAUAAUCCCAUAAGUGCCCCUUGUUCUUGGCCCCCGAGGAUCUCCUGUCAUUGUUUUAACAGAACAAGUUCAAAUAAUGUUCCUCCUGACUGGUCUUUUGUCUCUAGACUGUACCUUUAUUUCAGGUCUUUGAAACCCUGCAGAAACAGGUGAGUCUUCAGAAACGCUCUUUGGGAGGCCAAAUACACAGAACAGUUGUGUUUCUCUCUCUUGAUAUUAAAAGAUCAAGGUUCCCAGUGGAAGCCAACCUGAUCUGGUAAAGGGCCCUUUUUUCCCCUCUUAAUACUUUUUCAACGGAGGAAGGAAAAGCAGCUCCACCCUCCAAGUUCCUGUGACAAGGGUUAAGUAAGUUCCUGGGAGGCCAAGUUCCAAGACUGGUGGCAGCCGUUUUGUCCAGCGUCAGAGAUUUUGCUGCUGGAGACGUGAGGCAGGCUCUGCUCCAUCUUGAAAGUCACCUUAGAAAAGAUGGGCCAGCGUCACCAAAUUUGUCGAUCAUUCCCUGUGUAAAAGAGAAAAGCGCUCUCUACAUUGCUUCUAACCGGAUAUGCUAUUUUCUUCUUCUUCUUCUUCUUUUUUUUUUUUCUCUUUCUAAUGUAGCGGUGAUGGAAAACACCAAACUCUGAAGAGCAAAUUUCCAAGGACACAAAUCCAUUGUGUUUGAUUUUGGACUGUAUUUUCUUUAACCCCCUUUUACAGCAUAGAAUCCUGGUGCCUUGCUCCCUGAAUUUGUCUCCAUGCUACACGUAGGCUUUCUUCACAUUCUGGCUUACAUGGGAACACAAUUAUUCCACAAGUGGCCUUUAGUGCUCUUUAUAAUAUCAUUUCCUGUAAUUUUUAAACGGUAUGUGUAAUUUAUAUUCUGCCUCUGUCCAAUAUUUGAACUUUAAUAGGUUGAUUUCCAUAUACCUUAUGCAAAUAAUUCUUACCUGAUUUUUUAUGUUCUAUCUUUAAAAAAAUAAAUGUACAACUUAUUAAUAAAUAGACAUUUCAAUGAU
Messenger RNA from Hipposideros armiger (great roundleaf bat), 10526 nucleotides. It is a transcript of the gene KCNQ3, whose product is annotated as potassium voltage-gated channel subfamily Q member 3. The transcript has 13 exons. NCBI's taxonomy places the organism in Eukaryota, Metazoa, Chordata, Mammalia, Chiroptera, Hipposideridae. The coding region runs from base 1 to 2325 and encodes 774 amino acids. The record is from RefSeq and is a predicted model, not a curated record. Gene Ontology annotation, biological process: potassium ion transmembrane transport. Gene Ontology annotation, cellular component: membrane; voltage-gated potassium channel complex. Gene Ontology annotation, molecular function: voltage-gated potassium channel activity.